Neocloeon triangulifer is the source of this 1698-nucleotide messenger RNA. RefSeq lists its product as uncharacterized. The transcript has 7 exons. The record is from RefSeq and is a predicted model, not a curated record. Gene Ontology annotation, molecular function: G protein-coupled receptor activity. Bases 113 to 1528 code for a protein of 471 amino acids. NCBI's taxonomy places the organism in Eukaryota, Metazoa, Arthropoda, Insecta, Ephemeroptera, Baetidae.
AAGCGAGAGCUCGUUUGUUAAGUUCAGACUCAUCUUCUAUAGAACAGUCCGCUCAUGACCUUUAACUUCGCAAAAGAGGCAGUCAUUUAGGGUGGGCUGACGAGUGAUAAUUAUGCAUCUUUCUUUGCCACGAAUAGCGUUUUUCUUCUCCUGCUUUUCGUUCUUGGUUGGUUUUGGAAAAAGUCAGCAGAUUUGCCGCGAUGGAGAACCGCAGCUUCGAAUCUCAAAGGCGGAUGUUGAGGUGCGAAACGGGACCAUUGUUCAUGACAAUCGCGCGUUUAAGCCUGGAGAUUACGAGGUUGUGGGUGAUUUUUACUUCAUUUGUCCCUGCAACGUCCAGAAUUGCGCGAAGAUCUGCUGCAACGAAAAUUACUGUUUGAAAUCCUGCUCCGAUAUAGACUUUGGAGAAUAUUUUCAACCAAACAAGAGUUUCGAAGUUGACGUUCUGACAAAAGUUGGCCAAAAGAAAAAAGUCGAUUUCUACAGCCACUUCCACCCAUUCAUUGACACUCGCGAUUGCGUCAGAUGGGAAAUUAAAAAUGAUUAUGUCAUGCUGGAGAACGGAAGCCUGGGAUAUUCUUUCGUUUCAGAAUUGUACUUGGAGUUCAACUACUCAGAAUUCUGCUUUGCCCAAGACGAGGAGGGGAAAACCAAAAAGUUUUCUACCUUCCCAGCAAAAAUCACAGAAUUUGUUGACACCGAAAUUUUCCGUUCCCUCCUAAUGGUAUAUGUGGUUUCUGCAAUUUUUCUUCUAUUCACCGCACUAGCGAUUGUGGCAUCAGAGGAGAGAAAAUCAAAUUUGGGCAAACUCGCCGUUGGCUUUUCACUAACCACGAUGGUUUCCUAUUUGGUUUUCGCAAUUUAUUAUAAUGUGAAACCAGAUAAUUUCAUCUUCGGCAGCUGGAUUUGCAAUAUUUAUGCAUUUAUAAUUUACGUGUCAAGACUCAGUCCAUACUUUUGGCUCAACUCGAUGUGUUUUGAAAACUUGAAGCUUUCAAAGAGGUGUCUUCGUGAGCCUCAAACCUCAAGAUUCUUUAUCUUUUCAUCACGUUACUCCACCUUGACGCCGGCUUUGAUAUUCAUUAUUUUUCGAGUAGCGUAUCAAGUUUUACAUUUAUUCGGAGAUAAAUUGGAAAAUUCAAUUAACCAAGAGAGGUGCUACUUUCAAGAUAUUGAAGUGGAAAUGAUCGUCAAUAACGGUCCUGCCUCCGUUGUGUCAAUUUUAAGUUUGAUCUUCUUGGUUAUAACUUUGAUUCGAAAUUUAGAAGCUGGGCAAGAUAAGGAGCGCAGCUGGUUCUUCAUUUGCGUGCUGUUAUUUAUCAUCACGGUGAUUCCAAUAAUAGUGAAUUGCAGCGUAUUUUUGCUGAAGAAUGACAGCUCCUUUGUGAGCCUCGCUUUAUAUCAUUUGAAUUCAUUUUCUGGGAUCCUCGUUUUUCUAGUUGUUGUAACAUUAAAUGCAAAUGUUAGGAAAAGCCUCUUUUGUUGCAGAAAAGAUGUUCAACAUUACAAUGAAGUAGAGCUUCAUUAGAAAAAUAUUGUAUAAUUAUAACGAUGAAUGUUUCAAAUUGUAUUUUAAAUACAAGAUGGUUCUUUUUUAGUAUUUCUGUUGUGUAUAUUCUGUAUUUAUUGUAUAUACAAUAUAUAAGGAUGGAAAUGAAAAGUCACUUUUUAAUUGUUCAAAAUUUUCAGUGCAAAAAA